Drosophila yakuba is the source of this 6264-nucleotide messenger RNA. RefSeq names its product nuclear pore complex protein Nup98-Nup96 (gene Nup98-96). Gene Ontology annotation, cellular component: nuclear pore cytoplasmic filaments; nuclear pore. NCBI's taxonomy places the organism in Eukaryota, Metazoa, Arthropoda, Insecta, Diptera, Drosophilidae. The transcript is spliced from 9 exons. Gene Ontology annotation, molecular function: structural constituent of nuclear pore. Bases 347 to 6214 code for a protein of 1955 amino acids. The record is from RefSeq and is a predicted model, not a curated record. Gene Ontology annotation, biological process: post-transcriptional tethering of RNA polymerase II gene DNA at nuclear periphery; RNA export from nucleus; protein import into nucleus.
UCAAUUUAUUACAGUGCAUUGCUUGAAGGCGAUUUCACGCCUUGGUCACACUUCUAGCUGCAUUUUCUUCAACAUCGUGAAAAAAUCGGCGCGCCAUUUCUGUCCACCUUUUGCGUCAGACUCGCUCUACUCUUGCCGACUUGACAAAUUCGCGAGUGUUUAUUUGUUUUAAGCAGAGCCUGUCCCGAUCCCACAACAUUCGCAUCCGGCGCAGCCGCCCCCAGCUUGCCCAACGUGGUGAAAUCAAAGCAUUGCUCAUCGCGAUAGUUGGCAUUCCGGCGAAGGACAAAGCAGGGGAUCUACCUAGUAUAUGUUUGUUAGCUGAGUAGCAAUAACAGCGAGCAACAUGUUUGGCGGCGCGAAACCCAGCUUCGGAGCCACUCCUUCGGCCACCAGCUUUGGUGGUUUCAGCGGCACCACGACAACCACUCCGUUUGGCCAGUCGGCUUUUGGCAAACCCGCCGCACCGGCCUUUGGAAACACCUCCACCUUCGCCGCCCAGCCCGCGCAGCAGUCGCUGUUUGGUGCGGCAGCCACACCAGCUCAGCCAGCCGGAGGUUUAUUCGGUGCGAACACGUCCACGGGCUUCGGAAGCACUGCCACAGCUCAGCCCACGGCCUUUGGAGCCUUUUCGCAACCGCAGCAGACGUCGAACAUAUUUGGAACCACUCAGGCGGCGACGAGUACCUCACUCUUUGGACAAUCCACGCUUCCCAGCUUUGGAGCCGCCAAGCCAACGAUGACGGCCUUUGGACAAACAGCUGCUGCCCAGCCGACGGGCUCUUUGUUCGGACAACCGGCUGCCGCCACCAGUACAACAGGUUUCGGAGGCUUUGGGACCACGGCGCCCACAACCACCAAUGUUUUUGGCAGUGGUACCGCGUCUGCUUUUGCCCAACCGCAGGCCACAGCUGUGGGAGCUUCCGGAGUUAAUACGGGCACGGCCGUGGUCAAGUACCAGCCAACCCUUGGUACAGAUACCCUAAUGAAGAGCGGUCAGGCCAAUAGUGUGAACACUAAGCAGCACUGCAUCACGGCAAUGAAGGAGUACGAAGGCAAAUCUCUGGAAGAGCUUCGCCUGGAAGACUAUAUGUGCGGGCGCAAGGGUCCACAGGCUGGCACUGCUCCGGGAGCUUUUGGAUUCGGAGCUCAGGUUACUCAGCCCGCUCAGCCUGCAAGUGGUGGCUUGUUUGGAAGCACUGCCCAACCGACCACGGGGCUGUUUGGCCAAACGGUGACCGAGAAUAAAAGCAUGUUUGGCACCACCGCUUUUGGACAACAACCGGCGACCAACAAUGCGUUCGGAGCAACAACCCAACAAAACAACUUUCUGCAGAAGCCCUUUGGAGCCACCACCGCCACGCCAUUUGCCGCUCCCGCAGCUGACGCUUCAAAUCCAUUUGGGGCGAAGCCUGCUUUUGGGCAGGGAGGAAGCUUAUUUGGUCAAGCACCCGCGACCAGUGCGGCUCCUGCCUUCGGACAGACUAACACCGGAUUCGGAGGCUUCGGAUCCACUGCAGGAGCAACGCAACAGUCAACCCUUUUUGGUACCACUCCCGCCGCCGAUCCAAAUAAAUCAGCCUUUGGCUUGGGCACAGCUGCAUCGCAAGCCACUACAGGUUUUGGAUUUGGAGCUCCGGCCACAAGCACCGCUGGCGGAGGUCUUUUCGGAAACAAGCCCGCCACUAGCUUUGCUGCUCCGACUUUCGGAGCAACCUCCACGGCCAGCACUCCGUUUUCAAACUUUGGCUUAAACACCAGUACAGCAGGAACGGGUGGAGGCCUUUUCAACUCGGGAUUGAACAAGCCAGCAACGUCCGGAUUUGGAGGGUUUGGAGCCACCAGCGCAGCACCACUUAACUUCAACGCAGGCAACACGGGCGGAUCGCUUUUCGGAAAUACAGCCAAGCCGGCAGGAGGUCUUUUUGGAGGCGGAACAACGACCUUGGGUGGCACGGGUGCUGCUCCAGCGGGCGGACUUUUUGGAGGAGGAACUACUAGUUUCGGAGGCGUCGGUGGUUCCUUGGGCGGCGGAAGCUUCGGUAUGGGCACCAACAACUCGUUAACUGGUGGUCUUAUGGGAGCUCAGCCCACAUUGGGUAUCAUGACGCCGUCGCACCAGCCCAUUCAUCAACAAAUCCUAGCCAGGGUAACUUCUCCCUACGGUGACUCUCCGAUUUUCAAGGAUCUGAAGCAAAGCGACGAGGCAGACGCGACCAGGGCUACAAACCCGGCUGCUCAGCAAGCAGUUCUGGACAUGACCAGCAACCAGUACAAGAUUGCUACCAAGAACAGUCCUGUUCCAGUGAAGGUAAAGGCGUUGGGCAGCACACUUAACAGAAAAUCGCUGUUUGAUGGCCUCGAGGAGUUUGAUGCUACUGUGGAGGGCUUCAAUCUCAAGCCCAAUGCUAAACGUUUGGUUAUCAAACCCAAAGUAAAGAGUGUAGAGGGUGGAAAUCCUUCCAGCUCUGUUGGCAGUGCUCCCAACACGCCCCAGUCUCGCCCCAAAGUGGCAACUCCCAGCAAGGAAAGCGGGUCCUUUAGCGGAGUCAUUCCAAGUGAGCCACUGCCACCAGCAGGAAACUCGCCUGGAGCAACAAAUGGGCGGGAAAGCCAGGAUAACGGUCGCCGUGAGUCGUGGCUGCAUCCUAACAACCUCGAGAAGGUACGCCAACAUAACAUUCAGACCGGAAUGGAUCAGGGAUCGCCCCACAACAGCACCCUCAACGAGCUUGUCCCGCGCAAACCAUUGGACACAUACCGACCAUCGUCCACGGUUCGCCUCUCAGUGUCGACCAUCCCAGAGAAUCCGUUCGAGGACCAAUCGAGCACGAUUGCACGGCGGGACACCUUCAUUUCGGAGCAGGCCAAUGAGAGUGUGCUUUCGAGCAGAUCUCAUGAAGCAGAGGACUCUGCCGCAAACCGAUCCCGCCUUGCCAUUGAGGCAGCUGCAGAUGCGGCGGACUACGAGGCACAUCCCACAGGCAUUGUGUUGCGACGUGUGGGUUACUAUACAAUUCCAUCACUGGACGACCUACGCUCCUAUUUGGCCGAGGACGGAUCCUGUGUGGUUCCAAACUUUACGGUGGGUCGGGAAGGAUACGGCAAUGUGUUCUUCGGCAAGGAAAUAGAUGUGGCGGGUCUAAACCUCGAUGAAAUUGUUCACUUCCGCAACAAGGAGAUUAUCAUUUAUCCCGACGACGAUAACAAGCCGCCCAUUGGUCAUGGCCUAAAUCGUGACGCCCAGGUCACUUUGGACCAGGUAUGGCCGUUGGACAAGACCAAGCACGAAGCCAUCAAGGAGCCACAACGUUUGCUGGAAAUGGACUGGGAGGGCAAGUUGAGGCGGGUGUGCGAUAAAAACGAUACGCGUUUUAUAGAAUACCGCCCGGAAACGGGUAGUUGGGUCUUCCGAGUCAAGCACUUCUCUAAAUAUGGUCUGGGCGACAGCGACGAGGAGGAUGAAGUGCCCACCGAUCCGAAGAAAGCCAAAAUGACAACGCUUGAGGCUCAGCAGCGGGCAAACGCAGAGAAGAUGACCCUCAACUCGCUGCGCCAAGCGCAGAAGAUUUCAGAAGACGCAGCCCGCAACUUGGACCCAAAGGCGUUGGUCGCUGGAGUUGCCAGCGGAUUCAGGCCCAUGGAUGACACCGCCGAGUUCCUCUUAAUGGACAAAACACAAUUUUUCCAAGCCGGCGGAAACUCCGAUUUCUCCAUGUUUGAUCCACCGCGUCAUCGUCCAUCUGUAACCAGUCCCACAACUGUUUUAGCUCAGGAUAUGGUAGGCAACGAGCCGCACAAAAUGCAGCUAAUGAAAUCGUCCUUUUUUGUGGAGGACAAUGGCACCGAGGACGAGCCCAUGGAGACUACUGGGCGUCGGAAGUUUUUCAAUGUUGAACCGAAUGUGUGGAAAGAUGGUGCUUCCGAGAGCUCAAGUCAAUACGAUUUUGACCACCCAUCGCCCGCUCUUCCAGUCUCUUCCUCCGUCUCUGAAGCCAGCCUGAUGUGUGAUGCACAUUACGAGGAGACAUCGUCGAUGGCAACUGGAAGCAUUGUUGCAGCUGUUAAGGAGAGGAAGUAUGAGAUGCCUGUAGCUAAAGCCUUCAAGUUUGUCUGUAAGCCCAAAGUUGCGCCGGUUAAGGUGCGUGCCACAACGGUUCCCCUGCCGAGGUCCAUUGCUUACGAGAUGCGCGAUAUGUGGAUCGCCGAUUUGGGAUUCUACAAAGGACGUAGCUUUAAGCUCAGUUUUGGCCCACAAAACUCAUUGGUACUGCCCAGCACCUUUAAUAACAUGCAAAACCUCAAAGAAUUUACCGGACCAUCCCUGCCCGCCUCCAUGGUAUUUGCUCCCCGCUUAGCCACCGAUAUGUCGCCCAGCGUAAUGCAGCUGGUGCAGUUCAACAUGGUCAAAGGCAACGAGGGUAUUUGCGAAAGUAUCGUUCCCCAUCUAGAGGUUCAGCUAGCCGACUGUCUUUCUGUAAAUGUGGAAGGUAGUGAGUGCCCGUAUAUGCAUCCCGAUAGCGGUACGAAACUAGUUUCCAAGCACUUCUCCGAGUCUCUAAAGCAGAGAAAUGCUGGCCUAAAAGAGGAUUACGCCGUGUCUGUGUGGUCGCUUUUGUUCGCGCUAUGGGGCGAUCAUGAUGAGCUGGUGGACCUGGAAAAGAACUCCCACUACAUGGUCAUGUGUCGACGCAAUCUGCUAUCCGAGUGGCUGGAGAAUACGCUGCUGGGCAAGGAUCUACUCUCGAAAAAAGUUAGCACCCACAGUUAUCUGGAUCACAUGUUGGAGUUACUCAGCUGCCACCGAGUAAAUGAGGCUUGUGAGUUGGCCUUCAACUACGAUGAUGCUAAUUUGGCUCUCGUGCUGUCCCAAUUAAGUUCCGGAGCUGUCUUCCGGCUACUGAUGGAGGAGCAGCUUUUUGCCUGGCAGCAGAGCAAGGCGGAUAAGUACAUCGAUCUGGAGCGGCUCAAGAUGUACAUGCUGGCCGCGGGGGUGCCCAUGAUGCAGUCCUCACAGGGCGCUAUCAACUUACUCGAAGACAACAACUGGCUGACAGUGCUGGCUAUGCAACUGUGGUACUUCACAGCCCCAACCUCGACCAUCACCGAUGCCCUCAAUGCUUAUAACAACGCCUUCCUAGCGGAUGAAUGUUAUGCGGAGCCACCAACACCCAGCUACAAGAACAAACCUACUGACACCAAGAAGCCCGUCUACGAUCUGCGCUACCACUUGCUCCAGUUAUACUCGAAGCGUAUGCAUUCCCUGGAAGAAACCCUCAAUCCUAUAACGCAUACCGCCGAUGUCAUGGACUUCCGUUUGAGCUGGCUGCUUCUGCAAACUCUUCGCGCGCUUGGUUACCGUCACUGUUCGCCCUUAACGGAGGCUCGUCUUUCGGUGGAUUUUGCUAGCCAGCUGGAGAACGAGGGCCUCUGGCAGUGGGGUAUCUUCGUGCUGUUGCAUAUUAAGCAGCGGUCCCAGAGGGAACGAGGUGUUCAGCAAAUGCUACAGAGGAAUGUCAGCGUUUCCGCCAAGGUGCUUCUAAAUGCAGAAGAGCAAUUUAUCGUCGAAGAGCUGGGUAUUCCGAUGUCGUGGGUGGACUAUGCGAAGGCGGUAAAGGCAGGAGCGUCUGGCAAGCAUCACCUUCAAGCAAAAUAUCUGCUAAAGGCUAAACAUUUUGCGACGGCGCACGAUGUCAUCUUCGAACACAUUGCUCCUGAUGCCAUUAUAAACGGAAAAAUGGAAUACCUGCACAGCCUGCUCAUUCAAUUCGAGGAUACUGAGGGCAGCAGCAUCCGAGUGCCCAACUGGUCCAACCAGGGCCAGAUCUUCUUGGACUUUAUCGACAUCAGUGCCAAGUUCAAGCAGAUCCGCAGUGUGACCAACAUCGCUGACAUCAAUGCGCGCUGGGAGAACUUAAAGCCCCAACUAAGUGAACUCUGCUCCCGCAUCAGUCUGCUCCCAUGUCCCACCUCCAAGCACCGACUGUGCCAGAGUGAAAUCUCGCAGAGCCUCAGUUGCUUGGUGCACGGCAUGUGCAUUGUCUGUCCCGAGAUGGAGUCUUCCUCCGUGCUUAAGGUGGCCCUGGAGCGACUGCCACUGCCGCAAGAGUUCUCCUCAAAGGAGCUGCGCAUCUGGCUGGAGGAGCUACUGGACAAAAUCGAAAGCGAGCCACCAUUUAGCGAGCGACAGCAACCCACCAUGAUGGAAACAUAGGAGUCGAGAAAUACAAAGCUUGAAUAUACAAUGUUUAGUUUAAGGUCGAA